CGGCUCGCGCCAGUCCGCCCUGCCCGGCCCUGCCCGCCGUCCCCGGCCGCCGCGCCCUCCCGGCGCCGCCCCCUCCUGUAAAUACCGUGGCGGCCCGCCCUCCGCAGGUGGGAGCGUGCGGCGGGGAUCGGCGACCUGCCCGCUGCCCGCUGCCCCGCUGAGCGCCUACCCCAAACCCGCAGCGGGCUCCGGGGAAGCGCGUUCGCUAGACGAAGCCGCAGGUAAGCGACUCCGGACCCCGAGCCUCGCCGCGUCCCGGGCGAGGUUGCCGGGAGCUGCGCCAGCGCCCCGCGCGCUAACCUGUGCCCGAGAGAGCCGCGCGCCCAGCCCCCGGGCUCCCUAAAACCCACGGAGCUGUUUCCCGGAGAGACGUUCGCCUUUUUGCCUGGACCCCCAGCCGCACCAGAGCUUUGGAAGUUCUUCGGUGCUACUGAAUCGGAGAUGCCCUUAGGAAAAGGGAUGGGGUGCGAGGGGGCGAGCUCGGCUCUGCGAAAUUAAGUUGGUAUUUGGAAAAGGUUAAAUUUUCUAUUAGUGUAGAUGGCUGCGUGUCUGGCUGUGAGUUCGCGUAUGGAGAGAAUAGACAGACAGACUGACCCACACGUUAUUUUGCUUCAGGGAUUAACAUCUGUGCUUACUCCACUAGGCCACGGAAAGAAGCUAAAAUCCAGUUUGGGGCUUCUGUUUUCUUUACUGGUAUUUGGGGAUUGGCCUUGAGAUGGUCGAAGCCUUGCGACUCACUUCAAAACCGAAGGUCCCGGGAACGCAGUGAAUUCCUGACAGGGCUUUGUAGCAGAGAAUCACCCUCAUAGCAGAACCAGCAAAAGGGAUAACACGAUUCAGAAACUUUAAAAAAUAUUAGUAAAGUCCUUUACAUCUUUGUAAAGGACUGCACUCAUUUUCAUAAAUAUGCUUUGUCCAAGUUUAAAAAUAAAAACUUAUUUCCCUCCUACACUUCCUUUUUUCUUCAACUUCCUUUUGGUUCUUUAGUUUUUCCUGGAAAAGCACUUCCUCAUGUAAGACAGGCUGUUCGCUUUCCUUACCCUAACUGACCCUGCUUGGUCACGGUUUGGGUUUGUCAAGGUGGCACUGGCCUCUGUCUUGAGCUCCUUCAUGUGACCAUGGAUGCAAAGGGCAGAAGGUAUUUCAAAGGUUUCCUUUCCUUGAGCACUGAAGACAGUCUUCACGCUAGGAGUGUCUUCAAGAAUGCCCCAACCUGAAGGGUCCUGGUAAAAUACCCGCCUGUUAGAGUAAACAGGUAACUGGAUAGUGAAGUCGGUCUGUGUGUACCAGACCACUAGGAAACAGCUGCUCCGGGUUUAUUUAACAUGUGAUACCCGUGUAGAACAGGGCUUGGGUGAUCUUGUGAAGGUGCUUUCUCACUUGAUUUCACUCAUACUCUUCUUACAAAGUCAAGUUCUAUUGCCGUUUAGUGCUUUGUAACUGUCGAUUUUAUCACCUGUUUGUUUUUAACAGCCUCAACCUCUUUGUGGAAGUGGGUGGAGCCAAGGAGGAGGGCAAGUGAGAGGCUGUUGGUCCACCAGGCAGACAAGGACCCGCCUCACCGGCUCCGCCACCCUCCCCUGGGUCAUCAUCCCCAGGCCCCAGCAUCCAGGUGCCCAGAUUCCAGGCCAAGGAAGCCCCUGCGUGAGAACUCAAGAAUCACAUUUUGACAGAAAGCUGUGGACAGCACUGGAGGGAAAGGAGCACACCCCACCCCUCCCUGGGGCAGGGGCCUCUUCUGGCCAUGUCUCCUGCAGCAGCCGAACCCCGUGGGGCCCAGCAAGACAGGCACGUCAGCAUGCUCAUUUUCUUCCUUUUCGUCUCUGGUGCCAUCCUGCUGUUUGUAGGGGUCCUGCUCUCCAUCUUCGGGUUCCAGGCGUGCCAGUACAAACCCCUCCCGGACUGCAGCGUAGUGCUGAAGGUCGCCGGGCCUGCGUGUGCCAUGGUCGGGCUGGCAGCUGUGAUCCUGGCCCGCUCCCGGGCACUGCGUCAGUUCCGUGAGGGGCGCCUUCAAGGCCACCAGGCAGACCCUGACCAAGCCUUCAUCUGCGGAGAGAGCCGCCGGUUUGCCCAGUGCCUCAUCUUUGGAUUUCUCUUCUUGACCAGUGGCAUGCUCAUCAGCAUACUGGGCAUCUGGGUCCCUGGCUGUGGCCCAGACUGGGAACAGGAGGCGAUGAAUGACACAGACACUGCUGAUGAGGAGCCCCAGAUCUGUGGGUUCCUGUCCCUGCAGAUCCUGGGGCCCUUGAUCGUGCUCAUGGGAUUGUGUUUCUUCGUGGUGGCCCAUGUUAAGAGGAGAAACAACUUGAGUGAGGAGCAGCACGCCUCCGAAAGUGAAGAGAGACAGACCCAGAGCACGGAGCCUGUCCAGGUCACCGUAGGCGAUGCUGUGAUAAUAUUCCCGCCCCCUCCACCACCUUACUUCCCUGAGUCUUCAGCUCCUGCAGCACCUCGAAGUCCUACGGCUAACAGUUCGCUUCCAAAUGAAAGUCCACCUUCCUAUUACAGUAUCUUUAACCAUGGCAGGACCCCGACCCCUGAGGGCCAAGGCGGGGCCCCUGCGAGGGAGCACGUGCCCAUAUACACUAUUUCGGGGGCUCCCCUGUCCUCCGAGAGCGCACACACUCUGCAUCUCUCAUCUGAAUUGCCUCCCAGAUACGAAGAAAAAGAAACUGCUACAGCCACGUCCUCGUCUCCCCCUCCUCCACCUCCUGCACCGUGAACUAUGGACUCCCCUUCAGUUUUAUAUAGAACCGAUCACUAUUUUAUUUAACUUGUUUUUUAAUAAAAAAUACAAUU
Messenger RNA from Artibeus jamaicensis (Jamaican fruit-eating bat), 2799 nucleotides. RefSeq names its product transmembrane protein 171 (gene TMEM171). The transcript has 4 exons. NCBI's taxonomy places the organism in Eukaryota, Metazoa, Chordata, Mammalia, Chiroptera, Phyllostomidae. The coding region runs from base 1745 to 2722 and encodes 325 amino acids. The record is from RefSeq and is a predicted model, not a curated record.